ACGCUCUGGACGGCACUCUAUGGUCGUACUGAAGGGAAGAGCGAGCGCUGAGGGCUAAGGCCGCUCGUCGCUGGAGGACCCGAGCUUCCCCCGAGGGUGAGAGGGGAUAAAAUGGCCGCUGUGAGGCCGCCCUGGCCUGUCUCCCAACGCCGUGUCCCUAUUCUUCUUCGAACGGGAAGGUGAAAGCGGCCCGGAGGGGUGACACGGUGGGGCCAUGGGCUCUCAGACGCUGCAAAUCCUCCGGCAGGGAGUGUGGGCUUCCAUCACCGGGGGCUGGUACUACGACCCCCACCAGAGCACCUUUGUCAACACCCUGCACCUCUACAUAUGGCUCUUCCUGCUCUGCUUCCCCUUCACCCUAUACAUGGCUCUUCCCACCUCUCUGGUGAUAGUUGCUGUGUACUGCCCAGUUGUAGCAGCCGUUUUCAUUGUUUUAAAGCUGGUGAACUACCGACUACACAGGGCUCUGGACGAAGGAGAAAUUGUGGAGAGGAGUGCCAGUGAGUUGACUGAGAGGGUGGCAAAGGCAGAACACAGUGACAGUUCAGCCAGACGAGAGGAAAGCAAUGGACCGGGUGAUCCUGGGGGAGGGAUUGAGAUGGCAGAGUUUGUAAGAGAAGCCACUCCUCCUGUUGGAUGCAGUUCACGCAAUUCCUAUUCUGGUUUGGACCCAAGUAAUCAGGUUGGCAUGUCUAGAUAUGGAGCUGCGUCAACGAGUAAAGGGGAUACUGAUGCUGCAAAGACCUCAGAUGAUAUCAGUCUUAGCCUUGGCCAGAGCUAUAGUUUGUGCAAAGAAGGAAGUGAAGACCAAGAGUUAACUGUGGAUCAGAAGCUUUUCCGUCUGGUCUCCAAUGACUCUUUUGUCUCCAUUCAGCCUUCAAUAUCCUCUGGAGGCAAGGACUUUAAUAGGGACUUCAGUGACAAAGGCUCAAUUGCAACACACAGUCACCAUCACCAUGUUGAUCUGUCACUGUCUAAUGCCUGUGAUACAGAACUGGCUUCACUUGUUCCAUUGCAUUCGCAUUCAUACAGGAAAGACCAUAGACCAAGAGGUGUCCCGAGGACUUCAAGCUCUGCUGUUGCUUUUCCAGACACUUCCCUCACGGACUUUCCACUCUAUCAACAAAGGCGCGGGCUGGAUCCUGUUAGUGAACUUGAAGCUUCCAAACCACAUUCUGGGUCCAAAGAUUCUCUUGUAGAUAAUGCUUGUGCUUCAGGGAUUUUUCAAUUAGACUGUCUCAAAAGCAAAGGUUCCCAGCAGCUUUCAAGGACCAGUAGCGUAAAACAUAUGAAGUCUGACAAAAGCAUGGAUAGCCUAAGGAGCCUUAGCACCAGGAGCAGUGGAUCCACAGAAAGCUACUGUAGUGGGACAGACCGGGACACAAAUAGCACCGUUAGCAGCUACAAAAGUGAACAGACGAGUUCAACUCAUGUGGAGAGCAUUUUAUCGGAACAUGAGGAGGCAACUGCUAUAAAGAGAGGCCUUUGUAGUGACCCAGAAGAGGAGCAUAGUUCAGCUACUGAUAAAAGGACUAGUAGUGUGAGGACUGCUGUAGAAAGAAAUUCAGCUCAGGAAGCAAAGGAUGCCAACACAUCUGACGAUGUGCAGAGUCCAAGGGGUCUUAGCUCAUCGGCAUCUGAAGAAGCAAACAAGAACCCCCAUGCAAAUGAACUAACUGCUCAAGCUGACUGGAUGCCUGGGAAGCUCCCAGUUACUCACGAUGACCCAACUGAGAAACCAGUGAUUUUAGUAGACAUAAGAUCAUUUAAGGAAACGGGUAUUAAGCAUCGGGAUAACGAUGUACGACCCAAAUCGUCUAGUUUAAUACACAGGACAUCUUCCUCACAUAAAUCAUGUAGGAGGCGGACAGGUAAAAAACGAGCCAGCAGCUUUGAUGCUAGCAGACACAAAGAGUACGUCUCGUUUCAAGGCAUAGCUGAUACCAAACCUCACAGCACUGGUUUUUGUCAUGAUGAGGAUUCUAGUGACCAAAGCGACUUGAGCAGGACCUCAAGUGUGCAGUCAGCUCACCGUUUCAGCAGUGAUAGCUCUUCCAGCACUACUUCCCAUUCAUGUCAGUCCCCAGAGGCCAGAUACACUGCUCUAAGGACAAAAUAUCACAUCAAAGACAAAGGGGCGGAGUCUCGUAGAACCCACUUCAGUUGUGAAGGAACUAGCAAAAAACGCUCCAACCGAAGGACUACCAGCUCAAGUGGUACCAAAAGCCGUGCCAGGGUAUUAAGCCUGGACAGUGGCACUGUAGUUAGCUUGGGUGACCCCAACAGACUGGCAGCACCCGAAAGUAUCAAACCUUUAACCACUUCAAAGUCAGAUCUAGAGGCCAAAGAGGGGGAAGUUCUUGAUCAGCUGUCUUUGCUAGGACGGGCAUCACAAUUAGAAUCUGUAACUCGUUCAAGAAAUAGUUUGCCCAGCCAGGUUACUUUUCAAGAUGUAGAAGAAAGAGAAUCUGCUGUUGGAGCAGCACACACCAGCGAGGAGACGGUAACAUUCCGUCGUGAACGCAGCACAUUUAGGCGCCAGGCCGUACGGCGCAGGCACAAUGCAGGGAGUAACCCCACUCCUCCCGCUUCACUCAUCGGAUCACCCCUCAGCCUUCAAGAUGGUCAUCAAGGCCAGCAGUCAUCAACCCAGGUCAAAGUCCAGUCCCGCCCCCCUUCUCAGGCUGCUGUGCUCAGCGCUAGCGCCUCCUUGCUGGUGAGAAAUGGGAGCGUCCACUUAGAGGCUUCACAUGACAAUGCAUCUGCCGUAGGCAAUAGCAGUUUGCACGAUGAACUUGGUAAAUUUACCCCAUCUCUGUAUGAAACUGGUGGCUGUGAUAUGUCAUUAGUGAACUUUGAACCCGCUGCAAGGAGAACGUCGAAUAACCUCUGUGACACAGAUUCCCAUGUUUCAAGUUCUACCUCAGUUAGAUUCUACCCACAUGAUCUACUCUCUCUCCCUCAGAUUCGAUUAAACAGGCUGCUGACCAUUGACACAGACUUACUGGAGCAGCAGGAUAUUGACCUAAGCCCUGACCUGCAAGAUCAGAUGCAGCCACAGGAGCAGGCAGCCCACAAAGUGAAACACUACUACCGCCUCUGGAUACUGCCCAAGUUGUGGGUCGGUAUCAACUUUGACAGGCUGACACUCCUAGCCUUGUUUGACAGUUUAUUUUAGAGUGUUCAGCCUGAUUCUUCUUCCCCUAGACAUGGCCAUAACCGUAUCAUAGCCUAUAGUAGGCCUGUUUACUUUUGUGCCUGUUGUGGCCUUAUUUGGUUACUGGAUUAUGGAAGCAAAAACCUGUCAGCCACCAAAUACAAGCUGUAUGGAAUGGCCUUCACCAAUCCUCUGCUUCUCAUAUCUGCCAGGGAUUUAGUAAUUGUGUUCACACUAUGUUUCCCAGUUGUGUUCUUCAUCGGUCUCCUGCCUCAGGUGAACACUUUCGUCAUGUACCUGUGUGAACAACUGGAUAUACAUGUGUUUGGUGGAAACGCUACCACCAGCCUGCUCGCAGCACUUUACAGCUUUAUUCGUAGCAUUGUGGCGGUAGCUUUACUUUAUGGACUGUGUUAUGGUGCUCUUAAGGAUCCUUGGGAUGCCCCGCAUGUUCCUGUAUUGUUUUCUAUUUUCUGUGGUGUGUUAGUUGCCGUUUCUUACCAUCUCAGCAGACAAAGCAGUGAUCCCUCUGUCCUCAUCUCUCUGGUGCAAUCAAAAAUCUUUCCAAAUAAUGAGGAUAAAAACCCAGAAGACCCUCUGUCAGAAGUGAAGGACCCGCUUCCAGACAAGCUGAGGAAUUCUGUUAACGAGCGACUGCAGUCUGACCUGGUUGUCUGUAUAGUGAUUGCAGUUUUGUAUUUUGCUAUUCAUGUCAGCACUGUGUUUACAGCAUUACAGCCCGUUCUGAGUUACGUUCUCUAUGCAGUAGUUGGUUCAGUUGGUUUCUUAACUCACUACAUUCUACCGCAAGUACGCAAACAACUUCCCUGGCACUGCUUCUCCCACCCGCUGCUAAAAACUAAGGAAUAUUACCAAUUUGAAGUUCGAAAUGCUGCUCAUAUGAUGUGGUUCGAGAAGGCUCAUGUUUGGCUGCUUUUUGUAGAGAAGAAUAUUAUUUAUCCUCUGAUAGUUCUCAAUGAACUGAGCAACGGUGCCAAGGAAAUAGGCAGUCCGAAGAAACUUGGAGCUGAGGUUGGUGCAUUGAUGAUCACCAUUGCAGGGAUGAAGCUUCUAAGAUCUUCAUAUAGCAGCCCCACCUGUCAGUAUGCCACAUUCAUCUUCACAGUACUCUUCUUUACAUUUGAUUACAAGGACUGCUCAGAGAAACUUCUGCUGGACCUCUUCUUUAUUACAAUAGUUAUUCUACUGUUAAGACUUUGGGAGCUGUUCUACAAAUUACGUUUUGUCUACACGUACAUUGCUCCAUGGCAGAUUACAUGGGGAUCAGCAUUCCAUGCCUUUGCCCAGCCAUUUGCUGUACCUCAUUCUGCAAUGCUUUUUGUCCAGGCAAUUGUAUCUGCUUUAUUUUCAACACCUCUGAACCCUUUCCUUGGAAGUGCAAUAUUUAUUACUUCAUAUGUGCGACCUGUCAAGUUCUGGGAGAGAGACUACAACACAAAGCGUGUGGAUCACUCAAAUACACGACUGGCCUCUCAGCUUGACCGGAAUCCAGGGUCUGAUGACAACAACUUGAAUUCAAUAUUUUAUGAGCACCUGACACGCUCUUUACAGCACAGUCUGUGUGGGGACCUGCUGCUUGGACGCUGGGGUAAUUACAACACAGGAGACUGCUUUAUCCUUGCCUCAGAUUACCUGAAUGCCCUGGUCCAUCUCAUUGAAAUUGGCAAUGGCCUUGUCACCUUUCAGCUCAGAGGCCUGGAAUUCAGAGGUACCUAUUGCCAGCAACGAGAGGUGGAGGCCAUCACUGAAGGUGUUGAGGAGGAUGAAGGCUUUUGUUGUUGUGAACCUGGACACAUUCCCCACAUGCUGUCUUUCAAUGCAGCUUUUGGGCAGAGAUGGCUGGCUUGGGAAGUCUUGGUGACAAAGUAUGUCCUGGAAGGUUACAGCAUCACUGACAACAGUGCAGCCUCCAUGCUUCAAGUGUUCGACCUCCGCAGAAUUCUCACCACUUACUAUGUUAAGGGCAUUAUCUAUUAUGUAACAACCUCACCAAAACUGGAAGAGUGGUUAGCCAAUGAGACAAUGCAAGAAGGUCUUAGGCCAUGUUCUGAUCACUGUUAUGUGGAUGUGGACCCCACUUUUAAUCCAAAUAUUGAUGAAGAUUAUGACCUACGUUUGGCUGGCAUUUCUCGGGAGAGCUUCUGUGCAAGUUACCUGAACUGGAUCAAGUACUGUUCUUCCCGGAGAGAAAAGCCUAUUGAUGCAGACAAAGAUUCCGCCUUGGUCACUCUGUGUUAUGGCCUUUGUAUAUUGGGAAGAAGAGCCCUUGGAACAGCUUCUCACCACAUGUCUAGCAAUUUGGAGUCAUUCCUAUAUGGUCUACACGCCUUGUUCAAGGGAGAUUUCCGCAUUUCGUCCAUCCGCGAUGAAUGGAUUUUUGCUGACAUGGAAUUACUCAGAAAGGUGGUAGUCCCUGGAAUCAGGAUGUCACUAAAACUUCACCAGGACCACUUCACCUCUCCAGAUGAGUAUGACGACCCCGCAGUGUUAUAUGAAGCCAUCAUGAAUCAUGAGCAGAAUUUAGUGAUUGCCCAUGAAGGGGACCCAGCCUGGAGAAGUGCAGUCCUCUCAAAUUCUCCCUCACUGCUGGCCCUGCGGCAUGUCAUGGAUGAUGGAACCAACGAAUAUAAGAUCAUCAUGUUGAACAAGCGCUAUCUCAGUUUCCGGGUUAUUAAGGUAAACAAGGAGUGCGUUCGAGGUUUAUGGGCGGGACAACAGCAAGAACUUGUUUUCCUUCGGAACCGCAACCCAGAAAGAGGAAGUAUUCAAAAUGCAAAACAGGCUCUCAGGAACAUGAUCAACUCUUCUUGUGACCAGCCUAUUGGAUAUCCUAUUUAUGUAUCCCCACUGACCACCUCCUACUCUGACAGCCAUGACCAGCUCAAGGAAAUUCUUGGAGGGCCAAUCAGUGUGGUUAAUAUCAGGAAGUUUAUUGUAUCUACAUGGCACAGGUUACGAAAAGGUUGUGGUGCAGGAUGUAAUAGUGGUGGAAAUAUUGAAGACUCUGAUGCUGGAGGCGGGACCUCCAUAAACAGUAACAAUCCUUCAAAUGCAAAUGAUACUCAAAGUAGUUUAUCACAAGGGGGAAUCCCAGGAGGUACAGGACAUGUACAGACGUCACGCCUUCAACCUCCAGGAGUCCCCCACCCAUCAACACUAGGAACCAGCCACAGUUCCCACUCCAUGCAGUCAAGCCUUGUCAGACAUUCCCCUGCUCGCGGCUCUGUAGCGAGUCAAUCAUCUUAUUGCUACAACAGCCGUCACUCAUCACUUCGGACAUCCAACACAGGAUUUGUGCCUUGUAGGCGCUCCUCUACCAGUCAGAUUUCUCUCCGCAAUCUUCCCACAUCCAUCCAGUCCCGCCUUUCCAUGGUAAACCAAGUAGACCCCACAUGCCAGUCGGUCGUGGUAGGCCUUCCUUCCUCCAGCAGCUCCAGCCAGAGUAUCCCAGCAUGCAAGCGGCACACGUUAGUGGGAUUUUUGGGAACAGAAGGAGGGAAUAACCUCACUGAAACACAAUCUUGUGGAAAUUCAAGUCCAGCAACACAUUCAAGAGCCAAAAAAGAAGAUGUUGUAUAUAGAGUGCAGAUUGUGGAUCCAAGCCAGGUGCUUGAAGGAGUCAAUAUGUCUAAAAGGAAAGAGCUGCAGUGGCCAGAUGAGCUGGUGCGGCUAAAAGCCGGAAAAAAUAGCUGGAAGGACUGGAGCCCUCAGGAAGGCAUGGAAGGCCAUGUAAUUCACCGCUGGGUGCCUUGCAGCAGAGACCCUUGUAAUAGGUCCCAUAUUGACAAAACAAUCCUACUGAUUAAGAUUGAGGACAAAUAUGUGGCUGUGAUUGAGACUGGGGUUCUUGAGCUUGGGGCCGAAGUGUGAGCCUGCCUUUCAGUCAUCUUUUCAAGCUUACAGAAAGGAGAGAACUUUUACUCUUUUGGGACUUUUAAGGGCUCCGAUGCAGCCCCAGACAUGUACAAUGAUUUUUCUGAGUUUUUGUUUUAAGCAUCUGUGGAUGUUCACUUGCAUAAAAAAAAAUAUAAAGCCAGAAAGUUAUAAGACCAUUAUCUUAAAUGUAGAAACAAAAUAAUGCUAUGCAUUUCAUAUGCUUUAAGUCAGAAACUUAUUGUAUUUCUCCAUUCAGAAUAUGAUCUUCAUAUUUUUCUAAUUUAUUUGCCAAAAAUAAUUGCCAUGUCUCACGUUGUAGCAUGUUGUCUUAUUUUUUUCCCUUUUACAGUCAUUUUUCUCCCAACUGUGCAUAGACAUCCACUUUUCUGCAAACCGUAAAAUAUUUUAUAAGCAGCAGG
Messenger RNA from Nanorana parkeri, 7473 nucleotides. It is a transcript of the gene PCNX1, whose product is annotated as pecanex homolog 1 (Drosophila). The transcript is spliced from 35 exons. The record is from RefSeq and is a predicted model, not a curated record. Gene Ontology annotation, cellular component: membrane. Lineage: Eukaryota; Metazoa; Chordata; Amphibia; Anura; Dicroglossidae.